Molecule: messenger RNA, 721 nt
Organism: Astyanax mexicanus (Mexican tetra)
Lineage: Eukaryota; Metazoa; Chordata; Actinopteri; Characiformes; Acestrorhamphidae
Product: gamma-crystallin M3
Exons: 3
Coding region: 99-635 (178 amino acids)
Biological process (GO): visual perception; lens development in camera-type eye
Molecular function (GO): structural constituent of eye lens
Source: RefSeq, a predicted model, not a curated record
UCAUUAUGGAGAUGACAAAGCUCCCAGUGAGGACGGAUAUAUAAAGUAUACUGACUGAUGCUAAAGCACAUCAAGCAGCUUUUCCAGGGGGAGCAAACAUGAUGUCCAAGAUCAUCUUCUACGAAGACAAAAACUUCGGUGGUCGUCACCAUGAGUGCAUGAGUGACUGUUCCGACCUGCACUCUUACUUCAACCGCUGCCACUCCAUCCAUGUUGAGAGUGGCAACUUUAUGGUCUACGAUCGUCCUAAUUUCUUGGGAAACCAGUACUUCCUGAGGAGGGGGGAGUAUUCCGACUACCAGCGCAUGUUCGGAUGGAACGACUGUGUCAGGUCCUGCAGGAUGGUCCCUAUGCACCGUGGCUCUUACAGGAUGAGGCUGUAUAACCGCAGGGACUUUGGUGGCCAAAUGAUGGAGCUGAUGGACGACUGCCCCAACACCAUGGACCGCUUCCACAUGUCUGACUUCAUGUCCUGCAACGUGAUGGACGGCCACUGGCUGAUGUACGAUCAGCCCAACUACAGGGGCAGAAUGAUGUACAUGAGGCCUGGAGAGUACAGGAACUUCAGAGACUGGGGAUGGGGAUCAAACUUCAGGAUUGGCUCCAUUCGCAGAAUGAUGGACGGCAUGAUGUAGGAGUUGCCACUGAAAUGUCUCUUGUAGGCUGUUUUACAUUUUUUAAAAUGACAUGUAAUGACAUAUUAAAUUACAUGUCUUCUCCA